Messenger RNA from Mesorhabditis belari, 1341 nucleotides. The record is from the annotation of a GenBank genome assembly. Lineage: Eukaryota; Metazoa; Nematoda; Chromadorea; Rhabditida; Rhabditidae.
AUGAUGGACACAAUGGAUGCGAAGCCUCCGCUGAUCGAUUUGGAUUUGAAUGGAUUGGCCUCCGUUCUCUCAAUACCCGCCUCUGGCAGUAAUCACGAUUGUUCACUUUGCUCGAAAACUUUCCCCAGCUCGAAACUCCUUCAACAACACCAGCAAACGUUUCACACGGAUAAGGCCUUCGUCUGCGAGAUUUGCGGGAAAGCUUUCCGUUUCCGCUCAAAUCUUGCCGAGCAUCGAUCCGUUCACACAGCUCUCAAGCCAUUUGUAUGCAAAUUUUGCGGGAAAUCCUCUCGACUAAAAGGCAAUCUAACAAAACAUAUCUUGAAACAUCAUAAAAAGGAGCAAAAUGAGCAAAUAGGCAUCGAUGAUAUCAUCAUUAAAAAGGGCAAAAAAUCGGUGAAAGACCCGGCCGCGGUCGAUUUUCUGGAAAAAUCGAUGUUUGUCAUCGGCCCAACCAAGGGAGCUCCACCCCAAGAAGUCCCUGUCUCACUCUUACCGAAAGCCGAAAAUGAAUCACCGGAAAACUAUGAAAAAGCCAUCCUUCUCUCAUUCGGCUUCGAUCAAGGCACAAUGGAUUUAACAGAAAAUGGAGAGGAAAACGGAGUCGACAGUCCAGAAGACACAGCAUCAAUGACCGACUCAGCAAUGAAGCAAGAUUUAGACAGCGACAUGUCCGCUGCAAGUCCACUACCACACAACUCAACGAUCGGCGGCGCGGCUUCUCUGCAUGCCCUUCUCGCUUCCGUUUGCACUUCACCACCACAACAACAACGCGACAAAACCCAAUCACCCCCGAUUCUCGCAAAUUUGAUUCACAGUUUUGCCAUCUCUUCACCAUCAAACAGUACAAAAACUGAGCCAAACGCGAAAACGCAAUGCAACGAGUGCGGGAAACAUUUCCGGAAAGGCUCACAACUGCAAAUCCAUUUGGUGUUGAAUCAUGGCUAUCCACCAUUGGGGAACACAAAUAAUGGAGAGGAGAAGACACCCGAACCGGAGAGAUCCAGUGAAUGCGAGGCUCCUCCAAUUGCUCACGUCCUUCCCAUUCACCAGCCAACUGUCGGUGAGGUUGCCACUCUGCAAAAUGAUGUUCGAACGAUCAAAAAUGCUCUCUCUGAAAUAAAAACCCAACAAGCCACUCCAAAACAGGAUCAAUUAUUAUCCGGUUUGGACACUAGAGUGAGUCGAUUGGAGAAACAAGUCGAAAUGGCGCUCAACAGCAUCUAUACACUGGUUCAAUUGCAAACAGGAAUCUCUUCUUCAUUAACAAAAUUUCGCGACGAAACCGGCGACCAACUGCGCGCCAUUCGAGCGCUUCUCUCUGAGGGCACACCCACAAAU